Molecule: messenger RNA, 2161 nt
Organism: Gambusia affinis (western mosquitofish)
Lineage: Eukaryota; Metazoa; Chordata; Actinopteri; Cyprinodontiformes; Poeciliidae
Gene: ppox
Product: protoporphyrinogen oxidase
Exons: 13
Coding region: 160-1590 (476 amino acids)
Biological process (GO): heme biosynthetic process
Cellular component (GO): mitochondrial inner membrane
Molecular function (GO): protoporphyrinogen oxidase activity, oxygen as acceptor
Source: RefSeq, a predicted model, not a curated record
ACGUUUCUUUCCAAACGCCGUAAAAAGGAGGAAAGGAAGAAGAAGUUGUUGAAGAAGAAGAAGAAGAAGAAGAAGAAGAAGAGUGUUGUACAAGCUUUCCUAGUCGGUCCUUGGGAGUGAGUCUGUCUGUACCUCUGCGGUAACAAUUAAAGUCAGCCAAUGAAAACUGUAGCAGUCCUUGGAGGAGGUAUCGGGGGUUUGGCUGCCUCUUUCUACCUCUGCAAGAACCCCCAGGUUGCCAAGGUAAUCGUUCUGGAGUCCAGCAGUCGUUUUGGUGGUUGGCUGUGGUCACUGAGGCGGUCCGAUGGGGCCGUGUUUGAACUGGGACCAAGGGGGAUCCGACCUGCUGGGGCAGUGGGAACCAACACACUCAAUAUGGUGGAAGAUCUGGGUCUGGAGGAAGCUAUUCUUCCAGUUUCCUACAAUCAUGUUGCCUCAAAGAACCGCUAUCUGUAUGUCAAUGGACAGCUCCACAAGUUGCCUUCUGGAAUAAGUGGAAUUUUGAAAACAGUCGCUCCAUUCUCCCGCCCCCUUCUGUUCAGUCUCCUCACUGAGAUCUUUGUAAAGAAAGGAAGAGAAGAGGAUGAGUCCAUUCAUUCAUUUGUCUCCAGGAGGCUUGGAAAGGAGUUGGCAGACCUAGCUGUGGACAGUGUGUGUCGGGGUGUGUUUGCAGGGGACUGUAAGAAGCUGAGUGUGCGCUCCUGCUUCCCUUGGCUCUACAUGGCUGAGCAGCAGAGAGGCUCCCUGACUCUGGGCUUCCUGCUGGGCUCAGGUUCAGCACCUGAGAUUGUUCCUGGACCUCUGGCUCAGAGAGCCAAGAGAGAGGCCUGGGCUCAGUGGUCUCUAAAGAGGGGAGUGGAAACCUUGCCAGAGUCCAUCACUGAGUUCCUCCAACAGAGCGGCAAGGUGGAGCUGCACAGGGAUGCAGCUGUUGGACAAAUAAUUCCCACAACAUCUGGAUGGAAGGUCCAUUUGGAAGAUGGUGUAAUAUCAGCUGAUCACCUCAUGGCUGCUCUACCAGCUAAAGCCCUGUCCUGCAUCCUGCCUCCCUCCUGCCAGGGUCUUGUGCAGCAGCUGCAGGACAUCUCAACAGUAACUGUGGCUGUGGCCAGUCUGGAAUAUGAGGGCUCCAUCCUCCCAGUAACGGGUUUUGGCCACCUUGUUCCUUCAUGGGAAGACCCAGGUUUACUUGGGAUAGUCUAUGAUUCUGUUCCCUUUCCUCAGCACAACAGACAGACUGGACAGACAACAAGACUGACGGUCAUGAUGGGAGGUGCCUGGUUCCAGAAUGUGUUUGGGGCCCCCCAGGCCGUCUCAGCAGACAGCCUCUUAGCGAGGGCCACCGAGGCAGUGCGCUGCCACUUGGGACACUGUGUGGCCCCCAGCUGGAGUCAUGUGGCUCUUCACAGGGAUUGUAUACCUCAGUAUCACCUCGGACACUUUCAGAGAGUAGAUACCAUGCGAGCCUUUAUAAAGAACAAUAACCUACUGCUAUCUCUGAUUGGCUCAGCAUAUGAUGGCGUGUCUGUGAAUGAUGUCAUCUUCAGUGGACGAAGAGCUGUAGCAGAGUUGUUGGGAGGUGGAGUUUGAUGCAGCAGAUCAGAUUCUCAUCUUUAAAUGCAUUAAUGGACUUUAUUUUAUUUUUAAGAACCCUUAUAAUAUUCACCCCCUUUUAAGGGAAUUGUAGUUUUAUGUCUUUAAAGUGUAACUAAGCCCCCUCUGAAAGCAUAAAAUUUGGACCAAUUAUGAAAUAUUCAGGAAAGUGGUGAGAGCCAAGACGCAUUCAGGGUUGUUGGCUAAUGUGGGGAUGAUUGGAGGGGAAAGUGUGGCUGUGGUGAGGAAGAGAGAAACACCGUUGUUAUAAACUUUGACAUUUUUCUACUUGUAAUUAAGAAACAAACUAGCGACAAAUUGAACAACUUUUUUCUGACUGGUUGCCAGUGAAAUUCAUCAAGCUGCUUUACUCAAUAAAAAAAAGACCUAAGGAACCGUCCAGCAGCCCUGCUGUGGACGACUCUGCUGAAAAAAAAACGUAAAGGAAGAAAAUAAAUAUGAUGUGAUUACUAUAAAAUACUACAUAUUCUUAUCAGAGGGGAUUGUAAUGAAUGUAUUAUUUUCUAAUGAAAUCAUAAUAUAUUUGAAAAUAAAAAAUGUUACCACA